Molecule: messenger RNA, 630 nt
Organism: Aspergillus thermomutatus
Lineage: Eukaryota; Fungi; Ascomycota; Eurotiomycetes; Eurotiales; Aspergillaceae
Exons: 1
Coding region: 1-630 (209 amino acids)
Source: RefSeq, a predicted model, not a curated record
AUGGACAUGGAGACUGAAUGCACUUCCGGUAGCCGUGCGAACCUCUCGCCUGUCUCUGGGACUUGGCCCAUGAGUCCCAGUGAGAAUGGGCCGAGUCCCAUUGAGACUGGACCUGGCCCGGCCCCGGAGACCGAGUUCUCCCCCGGGGAUCUGACCGACUGGUACCCGCGGUACCUGGGCUGUGUGCGCUUCUUCCUGGCCCAGAGCCAGCACACGCCCGCUGUCCAGUCGCUGGCGGCCUUUCUCAACAUCCGACUCCCGUGUCAGCGCCUUUCUGCCUCAGCCGCAAGCCCAGGAGACGCGUCGGGUGUCUCGCCAAGACCGUACAUCCGCCGUCUGAUCGUCACCGGCCAGGAUACCCCGUCGAAUCUGCAGAUGUUCUUCGGGGAUGAUUGGGCGGCAGGGGUGGGGUGUCUCUGUAAGCAGGAGCGGCUGAACUACCUCUUCGCGGCCAAGAGUGGCGGAUGGGCAUCGACGAAGACGGCGUAUGAUAUUCUUCCCGACGAGCAGACGCCGUUCCUACGACCGCUGCGCGAGCCUACGGAGGAGGAGCUGCGGGUUGCUGAUUCGCGGUGGAGCGAGUGGUUGGCGAUGGAGGAUUGGAUGUUGGGGCCGCGGAGGCCCUGGUAG